Messenger RNA from Rhipicephalus sanguineus (brown dog tick), 5180 nucleotides. RefSeq names its product exportin-1 (gene emb). Gene Ontology annotation, molecular function: small GTPase binding; nuclear export signal receptor activity. Gene Ontology annotation, biological process: protein export from nucleus; ribosomal large subunit export from nucleus; ribosomal small subunit export from nucleus. NCBI's taxonomy places the organism in Eukaryota, Metazoa, Arthropoda, Arachnida, Ixodida, Ixodidae. Gene Ontology annotation, cellular component: cytoplasm; nucleus. The record is from RefSeq and is a predicted model, not a curated record.
UGAGGAGGUGUUUGACUUCUCGAGCGGCCAAAUGACGCAGGCCAAGGCAAAGCAUCUCAAGGACACCAUGUGCAACGAGUUUUCGCACAUAUUCCAGCUCUGCCAGUUUGUCAUGGAGAACUCUCAAAAUGCUCUUCUCGUCCACGCCACGCUUGAAACACUUCUUCGGUUUCUCAACUGGAUUCCGCUGGGUUACAUCUUUGAAACGAAGCUCAUCAGCACACUCAUCUACAAGUUCCUGAAUGUCCCGCUGUUCCGCAAUGUGACGUUAAAGUGCUUGACGGAAAUCAGCGGCGUCAACGCGUCGCACUAUGACGAAAUGUUUGUCCUGCUGUUCACUCAGACAAUGGCACAAUUGGAGCAGAUGUUGCCCCCGACGACGGUCAUCAAGGAGGCCUACUCCAACGGCCAGGAUGACGAGCAGAAGUUCAUCCAGAACUUGAGCUUGUUCCUGUGCACCUAUCUCAAGGAACACGGUGCGCUCAUCGAGAAGCGGGCCGACCUUCUUGAAGUUCUACACGCUGCGUUACAUUACCUGCUGCUCAUCUCCGAAGUGGAGGAAGUGGAAAUCUUCAAAAUCUGCCUGGAGUAUUGGAAUGCGUUGGCCUCGGACCUCUACCGGGAGAUCCCUUACGGCCUCGGGACGGGUGCCCCGCUGUACGUGGGUGGGGAGCCAGCCCGGAGGAGCCCCGGCUCUCCGCAGUCUGCGAGGCGCCUUCUCUACGGACCCGUCCUCACCAAGUUGCGGUACAUAAUGAUUGGCCGUAUGGCAAAGCCCGAAGAGGUGAUCGUCGUCGAGAACGAGCAGGGUGAAGUGGUGCGGGAAUUCAUGAAGGACACGGAUGCCAUCCAGUUGUACAAAAACAUGCGGGAAACACUUGUGUAUCUGACUCAUUUGGACUAUCUUGACACGGAGCGAAUCAUGACGGAGAAGCUACACUUUCAGGUCAACGGCACGGAGUGGUCUUGGAAGAACCUCAACACUCUGUGCUGGGCCAUCGGCUCCAUCAGUGGGGCAAUGCACGAAGAGGACGAGAAGCGGUUCCUGGUGACGGUCAUCAAGGACCUGCUCGGGCUGUGCGAGCAGAAGCGCGGCAAGGACAACAAGGCCAUCAUCGCCUCCAACAUCAUGUACGUAGUGGGGCAGUACCCACGCUUCCUUCGCGCCCACUGGAAGUUCCUCAAGACUGUCGUCAACAAGCUCUUCGAGUUCAUGCACGAGACGCACGAGGGCGUGCAGGACAUGGCGUGCGACACGUUCAUCAAGAUAGCGCAGAAGUGCCGGCGCCACUUUGUCCAGGUGCAGGUGGGCGAGGCGGUGCCCUUCAUCGAGGAGAUCCUGGCCAACAUGAGCUCCAUCAUCUACGACCUGCAGCCCCAGCAGGUGCACACCUUCUGCGAGGCUGUCGGAUACAUGAUCUCCGCGCAAGCCGACCAGGCCCAACAGGAACGCCUCGUCGACCGGUACAUGCUCCUCCCCAACCAGGUCUGGGACGACAUCAUCAAGCAGGCCAGCAAGAACGUCGAUGUCCUGAAGGACCCCGACGCCGUACGGCAGCUGGGCAACAUCCUCAAGACCAACGUGAGGGCGUGCAAGGCCCUGGGCCAUCCGUACGUGACGCAGCUGGGCCGCAUCUACCUGGACAUGCUGAACGUGUACAAAGUGAUGAGCGAGAACAUCAGCGCGGCAGUGGCCCUGAACGGCGAGGGAGUCACCAAGCAGCCGCUUAUCCGCUCCAUGCGCACCGUCAAGAAAGAGACCCUGAAGCUCAUCGCCGGUUGGGUGUCGCGCACCACCGACCCCAAGAUGGUGCUCGAGAACUUCAUCCCACCGUUGCUGGAUGCAGUGCUGCUGGACUACCAGCGGUGCACGGUGCCGGCAGCGCGAGAACCCGAGGUGCUGUCUGCGAUGUCGAUGAUCGUCCACCGGUUAGAGGGCUUCAUCACAUGCGAGAUUCCAAAGAUCUUCGACGCGGUGUUUGAGUGCACGUUGAGUAUGAUCAACAAGGAUUUUGAAGAAUUUCCCGAGCACAGGACAAACUUCUUCCUCCUCCUUCAAGCCGUAGUUACUCACUGCUUCCCCGCACUUUUGAGCAUACCCCCAGCACAAUUCAAGCUCGUCUUAGACUCAAUCAUCUGGGCCUUCAAGCACACCAUGAGGAAUGUGGCCGAUGUUGGUCUGCAGAUCCUGUACCAGCUUCUCCAAAACAUUGGCCAAGAGGAAGUGGCGUCACAAAGCUUCUACCAGACGUACUACACUGACAUCAUGCAGCACCUGUUCUCUGUGGUGACGGACACAUCUCACACGGCUGGCCUGUCAAUGCAGGCAUCCAUCCUGGCCUACAUGUUCAGCAUAGUGGAGGCAAACAAGGUCACUGUGCCACUCAACCCAACGAUGCAAGCCAACGGGAUCACCAACGUGGUCUACGUGCAGGACUUUGUGGCAAACCUGUUGAAGACGGCGUUCAGCCACCUCUCCGAUGCGCAAGUGAAGAUCACUGUUCAGGGUUUCUUCAAUCUCAACCAGGACAUUCAGGCUUUCAAGGAACACCUGAGGGACUUCCUCGUCCAAAUAAGGGAGUACACCGGCGAGGACGACAGCGACCUGUUCCUCGAAGAGCGGGAAGCGGCGCUGCGGCAGGCGGAAGAAGAGAAGCGCAAGAUCCGCAUGCUCGUCCCCGGAAUCCUUAACCCGCACGAGAUUCCCGAAGAGAUGCAGGACUGAGCCUCAGCCCUUGUAUUUAUGUAGAGCUCUCGUCCUUUUUCCUUCCUUCCCCCCGCUCCUCUUCUACACACCAUCCCUUCCUCGGCUCACAAGUUCCUGUUUCCGCUUGCCUUCCUUAUUACCCCACGCAUCGGCCUCUGGAGGGGCAGCACCUCCCUCCUUCCUCUUCAUCCUCCCAUGUGUCCUUAUUUUUUCGCCACAAAAGCUCGUCGCACCCGCCGAACAUCAUUGUUUCGCUUUUUUUUCUUCUUCCCUUUGCACACACACACUCUUCUGGCGCAGUACUCACUUUGGUUGAGGCUAUCUGUGGUUUCACUAGGCACUUUUGCUUCCUAAAUUAUACGUGCCCUCUCCCCCUGUGUGUUGGGACACCCGUGCGUCUUUCCUCCCCAUCAUACCAUUUUUGCAGGCACGCACACAGACAAAAGAAGGCGCGUCGUAUGAACUGCCGUGUGCUAUGCGUGCCACACAACGUCGUGGCCGCUGCGGAGCGUCGCUGGCGGAACGUACCGUGGAUUUGGGAGCGAGCCCAAUGUCUGCGAUCUGGCAGUCGAUCUCGCAGAUGAUUUUUAUUGACCAGCGGGGCAACUGCAGCUGUUUGCGUUUGCCCGUACAAAAUCAGGGCAACCCUCUCACUUUUCUCGGUACGUUCUGCCGGCACGCGUGUGUGCGAGGCUUUUUUUGAGCCCAGCCUUUUUAGAAGCUUGAUGCAAAGAACAGUUGGAACAUUGCGUAUGUUUAUAGUGUCGCGACUGCGGGACUUUGGAACAGUAGUAGGGGGCAGUUCUAGAGAAUGGCGUCGUAGGAACAGAGUGGGGAACACGGCGGUCUCUCGCCCUUUCGUAGUGGCCGUUGUGGGCGAAAGACAAUGCUGGCUUUUUAAGAUUUUGUUCUUUGUAAUCGUCUGAAGUCCAGCAGGGAAGCCCGGCUUCGGUGUGUGGCUGUGUGUGUGCGAGUGGUGGCGGUGUUUGGUUUGUGUGAGUGGUGCCUCGGCGGCGAAGACUUCGCGGAUUCGUCGUCGUCACCGACACCACCGACGGCACUUGCAAGCCAUCGAAGCGCUCGCGACCACGUCUACUUGGGAGGAGGAUGAGGAGGAGAAAGAGGAACGCAUCGUCAACAGUGGGGCGUGAUACAAGCCUGAAGCUUGCUUCUUUGUAAUUCCUUUCUCUCGUCUGUGUCUCUCUCGCUAUAUUUUUUUUUUACGAGUACCGGUAUCGCCACCUAUCCAACGUUGCCGGUACUGACGUGCAUUUUUACAAUAUUGCCCUUGUGGGGCAGCGUUCUACUGUAUGCUGACGUCUCUUUCAUCGUUUUCCCCUCCUCUCGUCCUGAAAGUGCUAGGUCUUUUCGAGUCCUUUCGCCGUGGUUUGUGCAUCUCCCCUCCCCCACUUGUCGGGCAUUUCAGAAGGUUUAUCGUGUGUCUCGUUUUCUUUCUUCUCUCCGUCUCUUCUGUUUGUGCAGGUUUUACCUAUUUAUUUUGGAACAACUCUUCGUUUAAGUCUGUCGUUAGAGUCAGCUGAAGUCAGUCACACAGCUCCGAUAUCCUUAUUUUUUUUUCUUUUUGUGAUCGCAUAUUUGUAAAAAAAACGGUUUCUUUUCUCUUGCAUCCUUCAAGCGCAUUGCAGGUUGCGUCUGAAAAUUAUUAUAAUUUUUUUUUUGGUUUCUCAGAAGUUUUCGUACAGUGACGCCCAUGGUUGUGCUGCAGUUUUAUUUAGUUACGACUUCAGUGUUUUCUCUGGUGGGAAGAACUUUGCGAAGAUCGAGGGAAACCUCGCGAGACGUGGAGAAGUCUUCGCUUUUGCCGUUGCGAUCCCUUUUUUUCGUUUGCUGAAAGAGUGGCAGCAAAGCGGCGUCAUCGCGAGGAGCCCUGAAGACUCUUCGGUUAACGCAGAAGACUCCUCGGCAGAUGCGAAGACUCUUCAGCAGGCGCCGCUUCGACAAGACGGACUUGAGAGGCAACGGAGCGAGCAUUUUUUUACACGUCGGUCACCCUUCAUGCGAAGCGGAUGAGAACAGAACGCCCGUGUGAAUGUGCGUGUUGACGAGAGGCGGCAUUGGGCGGAUUUUUUGCACAUGCCAGUGUGUGUGUGCGUGUGCGUGCUUCACAUUUUUUUCUUCCCAUUUUUCUCUCCCCUUCCAACGAUGACGGAACCUGUUUCGAAAAAAAAAGCUAAAUGGAGAAAAAGAAAAAACUGCUGAUGUGUGCGUGUUUCAAAUCCUCGAAGAAGCGUGGUUGGUGUUUGUGCAUUUGGUGUGCUUGAUUGGACAGAUAUAAAACGAUCAUUUGUGAGAUUAAAGCGUGUGGAUGUAUGUGUUCGAAGCAGUUUGUAUCUUAUGUUCUGUCGAAGGAUGCAUUUUUGUUUUUCAUUUCGCUAUUGUAGAUGAUUGGAGAGCAAAGAUAAAAAGGAAACAGUUGUUUUCUGAAGGAAUAAAUGAGCGUUUUUACAUAGUU